GCCGUGCCGACGUCAAAACCCUAAACCCUCCCUCCCCAUGGCGAUCGCCGCAAGCUUGCUGCUUCCCGCGCGUCCUCUCCCCCCAACGCCAUGCCGCUCGCCGCCGUGCAACCCCCACCUCCGCUUCCCCUCCGCGCCGCUGCUCCUCCGGUCACCCGCCGCCGCGUUGCGUGCCGCGACGACGUCGUCCGUCAUGGGACGACCGCCGCACGCGCUGCCGGCCGCCGACCCGGCGCCGGCGGCGGCGGCGGAGCCGCGCAAGAGGAACGCAACGGAUCAUCCGGCCCCGCUGCUCGCCUCCGCGGCCGUUGCCGCCGCUGCGGUGGCGACCCCGCACGCCGCGCUCGCCUUGUCCGGCGGCUCCAUGGGCGGCUGCUCCUCUGACUCUUCGUCCUCCUAUUCCUCGUCUUCCUCUUCUUCUUCCUCGUCUUCCUCUUCUUCGUGGUCCUCCAGCGGCGACUCGUGGUGGUCCUCGUCUUCUUCGUCCUCCUCACCCAAGAAGGAUAAGAAGACGGAGGAGGUAGAUCAGGAGACCCACGAAUCGGUCGGCACGGUGGCGCCUCCUCCCCCGCCGCCGCCUCAGGUGGUCCUGACCCCGUGGGAGAAGUUCUGGGUAGUAUCAGGCUUCGCUGGCCUAGUGUUCGGCCUCUUCUUCCUCAUCAAGAAGAAUCUCCCACCACCGAGGACCAUCAGUGUGAUCAAGCUACAGGUUGCAUUGCGUGGUGUGGCUGCGGCGAAGUCCUUCCAAAAGGAUCUGAACAAGAUUGCUGAGAGGGUGGGAGGUUCUAGCCGACGCUGGUACAAGUUCAUAUUGACCGAGACCAUAUCUUCGUUGCUCCGCCACAAGGAUUACUACAUGUCUACAAGCUUAUCAGUUGACGAAGACAGUGAGUACUCAUGGAAUGGCCAUUUUAAGAAAAUUUCGUUGGAAGAAAGAAGAAAAUUUGAUGAGGAAACACUUUCUAAUUUGGAAGGAAUUAAGAGAAAGAAAGUAUACUCCACAAAGACAGAUGGGAGCAAAAAUGAGUAUAUAGUGUUAACCAUUCUUGUUGCUGCUGAUGGAACAUUGGAUUUCCCCGAAGCGAUCAGAAGCUCCGCAGAUCUUGAAGCUGCUUUAGCAAAGCUGAACUCAACACGUCAAAGAGAUCUUCAGGGUGUUCACGUUUUAUGGGCACCUCAAGAUGAGGAUGACAUUCUUUCGAAGGAGAGGAUGCAAAAGGAUUAUCCAUAUCUGAAGCUCCUGAGUGUCUGAUUUGGGCGGUCUUCUAUUCUUGUCCGUCUUGAAAAACCAUAUAUGAAGAUCAUACCAUAAGCAGAUCAUAGGUUAUAUACACAUGUAUACAUUUUACUUGAAACGUGCUCAUUAUUUGUGAUCUAUAAACGGUGAUGAACCUCUAGUUUUUACCUGCUUAACAUGAUCACGUUAUUUUAUAAGUUAAUCAAACUAUUAUUACUGCUAUAUUUCCAAGAAAAAUCUUAGAACGGAGGAAAGCACAUUCAGCCUCUAUAUAUAUGCCACUCUAGCAGCUAGAGUGAUGUUGGAUCGAUAAGUUAGCAAUUUACAUGUAUCUGUGAAUUAUUUCGUGAGAUGAUUUAUCUGUAAAUUUAGCAGGAAUAAGUAGAUAGUAUACAAGCACCGAUCA
Molecule: messenger RNA, 1643 nt
Organism: Oryza brachyantha (malo sina)
Lineage: Eukaryota; Viridiplantae; Streptophyta; Magnoliopsida; Poales; Poaceae
Product: chromodomain-helicase-DNA-binding protein 9-like
Exons: 6
Coding region: 38-1252 (404 amino acids)
Cellular component (GO): chloroplast
Molecular function (GO): protein binding
Source: RefSeq, a predicted model, not a curated record